CAAGUCAAGUGAUAUUACAUAUUGAAGUCUUGUAUGUCCAGGGCCCCACACAGAAAUUUGUGGCUUAUAGAAAGCAAGGAAAAUCAAUGAAUCAGCUCUUUCCUGGAAGUUGCUUACAAAAUUUCAAAGCCAAUAAUUAAACCAAUACUAAUGAGUUGUUGUCAGGCAAAGUUGGCAAGGAAAGGAGGAAGAAGAAGAAGAAGAAGAUAUGGCAGAGGCUGUUGUUUCCUUUGUGAUUGAAAGACUUGGAGAGCUGGUGCUUUCUGAAGCUGAAUUCUUGGGUGGAAUCAAACACCAAGUUGAGAAGGCACAGAUCAAGCUGCAAUGCAUGAGUGCUUUUCUGAAAGAUGCUGAUGCUUGUGUAAGACAUGGUGAUGAGAGAGUACGCCUUUUGGUUGUCAAAGUUAGAGAUACCUCUUAUGACUUGGAAGAUGUUAUUGAAACUUAUGUCUUCAAAUUGGCUUCUUCUUAUGAGAGUGUUGGAGCUAUCAGCCGUGCACUGAUCAAGCCUGUUCGUUUCAUUAAAACCCAUCAAGUUGGAUCAAAGAUAGAGAAGAUCUCAUCUAGCAUUGAUACUUGGAUGUCAGGGUUACAAAAAUUUGGAGUAAUGAAAUCAAUGGACAAGGCAGCUGAGACUUGUUCAAGCCACGUCCAAGUGCAAAGAGAGCUGAGGCGAGCUUAUUCUCAUUUUGUGGAGAAUGAUGUUGUUGGAUUCGACAAAAACAUCGAAGAAUUGGUAGACUGUCUGACAGAGAAAGAGAAUCCUCAUAGGCAUAGGGUGAUCUCUAUAUAUGGGAUGGGAGGUUUGGGGAAGACUACUCUUGCAAGAAAGGUUUAUCAACAUCCUCAAGUGAGGAAUCACUUUGAUUGUUUUGCUUGGGCCUCAAUAUCUCAACAAUGUAUAGUACGAGAGGUAUGGGAAGGAAUUUUAAUUAGUUUGACUUCUCCCACCAAGGCGAAAAAAGAAGAAAUCAAAAGCAUGAGUGGUAGUGAAAUAGCUAAGGAGCUUUACAACAUUCAGAAACAGAGGAAAUGUUUGGUGCUCCUCGAUGACAUUUGGACCACUUCAACCUGGGAUCGUCUAGAAGCUGCAUUCCCUCAAAAGCCACAACUAAUUCCAUGAUCAAAGCCACGAUCUUAUGAUUCACACAUUAGUGAGCAUGGACUAAGGUCUAGUAUUCUUAUCAGUUUCUUUUUGGAAUAGUAAUAUGCAACAAUUUUUUAAGUCAAGAUUUCAACAAAGUUAUGCAUUGAAGUAAUCAUGACAGGAAACUAUACAACAAAGUAUAGCAUUGUUAUUAGGUGAGAAUUUCAAAGAGACAUUUUGUAUUCUUCUUAUUGUUUAAUAUUGAUUAGAAUAAACAAAGGGAACUUCUCCUUCCUAGAGGUUGCCUUGGUUUUUUUAAGACAAAAAAUGACAACUUUGCAUAACAAUAUUCAAACCACAUAUGCAUGCACUUAAUAAGGAAAUCAAGAGAAAAAUAAUUAUAUUAUUCAUUUACUGAAGAAAGAAGAAGAAAUGGCAGACUCUGCUGUUUUCUUUGUGAUUAAAAGGCUUGGAGAUUUGAGAUAUUUGGAGAUAUUAAAGUUAGAGAAUCCAUUGGUCAUAAAUAGGUUACCAAUUUCAAUGUUGGAGAUGGCUAAGUCAGAGAAACCAUUGGUCAUGAAUAUGAAAGUACCAAAUGUAAUGUGGAAGUUGGAACAGUUGAGACAUUUAUGUUUGCCCAAUCCUCAUGUUGUAAGCUUUAGUAAAUGGUUGAGGUCAACUAAUCUUAGAAAUUUACAAACAUGUGGAAAAGAAUUUGGGGAGAAUUUACUCUACUGACUACAUGAGAAUAAAUGUUGUUCCUAUUAUAUUAAGCUAACCUCAAAUUUGUAAGCUUAAACUGGAGUUGCCUAUAGUAAACUUACCAGAAGUCAUUCAAUUCUCCCCAAACCUUAUCAAGUUAGAGUUGGGCAAUAGUUGUCUUAACGAUGAUCCAAUGCCAACCCUUGAAAAGCUAUCAAGGUUAAGAGUCCUUUCCAUUUGUAAUAACAGCUUUAAGGGGAAUGAGAUGGUGUGUUCAACAGGAGGUUUCCCCCAACUGGAAUCUCUUAAGAUUGAAUCUCUUGAAGACUUAGAAGAGUGGAAGGUGGAGGAAGGGGCCUUGUCUAGUCUUCGCCAUUUGCAAAAUAGUUAUUGUUGGAAAUUGAGGAGUGUUCCAGAUGGAUUAAGAUGCAUUACUACGCUUAAGAAAAAAAUGAUUCGAAGAAUGAGUAGAAAUUUCUUAAAAAGAUUAGAGGAAGGAGGAGAGGAUUUCUACAAAGUUGAGCAUGUGCCAUCCUUUGAGUUUCUCAACUGUUAUAUGAAAUAUUUCUCAGGAGAAACAAAGGAACUUAUUAUGGGCCAGGCAUAGAAGAGAAGCUGGAAAAGGCAGCUUUCCCAGGCAUUAGGACAGGAGUCUCUGCAGUUGCUGCCAAUUCUCUAGUUUCUGUCAACUCCUUAAUGACAUAGGAAUCUGAAUAUGAAUACUUUUUCUUUAUUAUUAUUAUUAUAUUUUCGACUGUGAAAUCUGCAUUUGUAAACUAUAGCAUGGUACGUAUGAUCUAAUAUAGGCAUAACUGCCUGCUUAUGGCAUUAUAUCUUUUUA
Molecule: messenger RNA, 2630 nt
Organism: Humulus lupulus (European hop)
Lineage: Eukaryota; Viridiplantae; Streptophyta; Magnoliopsida; Rosales; Cannabaceae
Product: probable disease resistance RPP8-like protein 2
Exons: 2
Coding region: 1983-2396 (137 amino acids)
Biological process (GO): protein folding
Molecular function (GO): ADP binding; alpha-tubulin binding
Source: RefSeq, a predicted model, not a curated record